Messenger RNA from Globicephala melas (long-finned pilot whale), 1059 nucleotides. It is a transcript of the gene ASB12, whose product is annotated as ankyrin repeat and SOCS box containing 12. The record is from RefSeq and is a predicted model, not a curated record. Gene Ontology annotation, biological process: intracellular signal transduction. Gene Ontology annotation, molecular function: protein binding. Lineage: Eukaryota; Metazoa; Chordata; Mammalia; Artiodactyla; Delphinidae.
AUGGUGAAAGAUGGGGGCCAAGCAUCCAGGCUUUUGAUGGGAGCCCUCAGUCUCUCCUGUUUUUGUCAUCCACAGAUCUGGCAUAUCCUCCUGCUCAUAAUGAGAAUAGUUCUGCUCCAAUUAGCCAAGGUGAACCUCAUGGACAUCACCAAAAUCUUCUCCCUCCUGCAGCCCGAUAAGGAGGAGGAGGACACCGACACGGGGGAGAAGCAGGCUCUCAAUCAAGCAGUGUACAACAAUGACUCUUAUACCUUGGACCAGCUUUUGCGCCAGGAGCGUUAUAAACGAUUCAUCAACAGUAGAAGUGGCUGGGGCAUCCCUGGGACACCCUUGCGCUUGGCUGCUUCUUAUGGCCACCUUAGCUGCUUGCAGGUCCUCCUGGCACAUGGUGCUGAUGUUGACAGCUUGGACGUCAAGGCACAGACACCACUUUUUACCGCCGUCAGUCAUGGCCAUCUGGACUGUGUGCGUGUGCUUUUGGAAGCUGGUGCUUGUCCUGGUGGUAGCAUCUACAACAACUGCUCUCCUGUGCUCACAGCUGCCCGUGAUGGUGCUGUUGCCAUCCUGCAGGAGCUCCUGGGUCAUGGUGCAGAGGCCAACGUCAAGGCAAAACUACCAGUCUGGGCAUCGAACAUAGCUUCAUGUUCUGGACCCCUCUAUUUGGCUGCAGUCUACGGUCACCUUGAUUGUUUCCGCCUGCUUUUGCUCCAUGGGGCAGACCCUGACUACAACUGUACUGACCAGCACCUACUGACUCGAGUCCCACGGUCCCGCACCCUCCUCGAAAUCUGCCUGCACCAUAAUUGUGAGCCAGAGUACAUCCGGCUGUUAAUUGAUUUUGGUGCUAACAUCUACCUUCCAUCUCUCUCCCUGGACCUGAACUCACAAUAUGAUAAGGGCACUGCAUUGCUGCUACAGGCCCGAGCCACUCCACGGUCACUACUAUCACAGGCUCGUUUAGUCAUCCGCAGAGCCCUGCGCCACGCCAGCCAGCCACAAGCCAUCGACCAGCUGGAUAUUCCUCCUGUGUUGAUCAGCUAUCUUAAACACCAACUGUAA